CUCAGGACUUAGCGAACACGAAACCAUAGUCUCAUCUUCAUGACUGUUUUGUGAGCUGCGAUGAUCGUGUGAAUCAAAACCUCCAACUUUCGAAAUCGUAUGUCUGUGACCCUUUGCUCCAUGGCGAUCUCUCUUUUCUCCCGACCUUUCAUCUCUCUCCGCACAACUAAAAUCUUCAACCUUCCACCGAGGGUUUUCGCCCUUAGGCUAUCAUGCUCUUUUUCAUCUGAUGGGUCCACCGGAAAUCCAUCUUUCUAUGCUGCCACUGGUGACAUGUUCAUCCAUAUGGCCUCGAAGCUCUUAAAGAAAUCCAACCAACGCUCGCCUCGGGCUGAUGAUGGAGAUAGAAUAGGAACAGUAACUGAAGAUGAGACUGAGCCAGGGAUGAUAUGGGAACAGAGCGUCAAAGAUGUAGAGGCUGAUGAGAAAGAGAGGAGGGCAAUAAUCACAAGCCCUGGUUUUAGCUUCUCUGCUGCUGGUCUUUUGUUCCCUUAUCAUCUUGGUGUUGCUCAGCUACUCAUCGAGAAGGGUUACAUUACGGACACUACCCCUUUGGCAGGAGCUUCUGCGGGUGCUAUUGUGUGUGCCACAAUAACCUCAGGAGCAUCUAUGCAAGAAGCCCUUGAAGCUACCAAGGUUCUUGCUCAUGAUUGCCGACGCAAUGGCACCGCUUUUCGUCUUGGGGCUGUGCUGAGAGAUUCUAUGGAGAGAUUACUGCCGGAUGAUAUUCAUAUUAGGUCCAACGGCAGAGUUCGUGUUGCCAUCACACAGGUGUCCUGGAAACUCAGAGGUUUACUGGUGGAUCAAUUCGACUCCAAAAGCGACCUUAUUAACGCAGUUAUUGCAUCUUCCUUUGUUCCUGGAUAUCUUGCACCAAUGCCUGCAACAAUGUUCCGUGAUCGAGUUUGUGUUGAUGGAGGCUUGACAUUGUUUAUGCCACCAACCGCUGCUGCUAAAACAGUUAGAGUUUGUGCGUUUUCGGCGAGUAAUUUCGAACUAAAGGAUAUUGGGAUCAACCCGGAUUGCAACCCUCUAAACAGGGCAACCUCAAGACAACUAUUGAAUUGGGCAAUGGAGCCAGCAGAGGACGAAGUGUUGGAGAAAUUGUUUGAGCUUGGAUACGCGGAUGCAGCUGCCUGGUCUGAGAUGAAUCCAGUCGAGGAACUGGUGGUAUAUGAUGAUACUACUUCAGCACAAGAGAUUCAAGCCAGUUACUAACACAUAAUAACUGCAUUCUUACAUUUCUUCUAACCAUAUAUAAUAGUCUGUUCACUGUCCUAUAACAAUGGAUUCUGAUUGUUUUCCCAUAAGCUGGCCUUUGUAAGUUGCAGA
This is a messenger RNA of Raphanus sativus (radish), 1332 nucleotides long. RefSeq lists its product as uncharacterized. NCBI's taxonomy places the organism in Eukaryota, Viridiplantae, Streptophyta, Magnoliopsida, Brassicales, Brassicaceae. The transcript is spliced from 7 exons. Gene Ontology annotation, molecular function: triacylglycerol lipase activity. Gene Ontology annotation, biological process: lipid homeostasis; triglyceride catabolic process. The record is from RefSeq and is a predicted model, not a curated record. Gene Ontology annotation, cellular component: membrane; lipid droplet; cytoplasm. Bases 100 to 1218 code for a protein of 372 amino acids.